Soboliphyme baturini is the source of this 345-nucleotide messenger RNA. NCBI's taxonomy places the organism in Eukaryota, Metazoa, Nematoda, Enoplea, Dioctophymatida, Soboliphymatidae. The record is from the annotation of a GenBank genome assembly.
AUGUUGGAGUUUCCGAGUCCGAGCCCUGCGCAUGCGCUAAAGUGGUGGAGGGCCAACGGCCACCGGUCGCUGGCCGGCUUGAUGCUCACCAUAUGUCCCCUUCUGUUUAUCCCUCCGUUGCUGCCGCAUUCACUGUUCCUAGCUCCGAAGAGGUAUGGUCGCGGUGAGCGGAGGGAGGAAGGGCGCGCGUGCCACCUCUCUUCGCCUCGCCUCGCCUCGCCUCUCCUCCCGAUGCCCCUGCUUUCCCACGGGUUCAUCACUCGACGCCGUUCGGCCGUUUCCCCGUCGGUCAUGUGCCAGAGUGAAUCGUUGGCUCGUCUUCCGAUUGGCGAAUCUUGGCAUUAA